CACGGAGGUCGCAAAUCUCAGAAUGCCCAUAAAGAAACUCUUGCUGGUCCCGAGAAGAAGAGGGUUGAUGUUCUCCGGCUCGUCAAGCAUUGCUGGACGAAGCACGACGAGGAAUCUGAAGCCGAUCUGCCACCCCGCCUCGCUGACUUCGAAACGAAGUACAACGAAUCCGUUGACAGGCAGCGUGCGGCACGAGGCUUGACCCAGGAGGACGACCUCGAUUCCGAUGCGGAUGAUGAGGCGGCCAUUGAGGCGGCCGGGGUUUACAAGGGCCGGGUUCCAUGCUUGGGGGCCGAGGGGCAACGGAUUUUGUAUGAUCGAAGCACCGGCGCUUCCUCUUCUCGGUCAAGGCGGGGAGAAGAUCCCCGUAUUGCUACAAUGCAGCGUGAACUAGAGGAGCACGAACGACGAUGGGAGGAGCAGCGGAAAGCAGAUGCUGCCACAAAAGCCCGGUUGGAGGAGAUGGAACGGUACAUGCGUGCCGGAUUCCAGCCUCCGCAACAGCCUUUUCCUCCCCCGUACGUAUUCCACCCUGAGCAAACUCCUCAAGUUCCGCACAUGGGCGGUAUGGGAUUUUUCCCCAACUCCGGAUAUGGUGGCAUGCCUAUGAUCUCCCCGAAUUUCGGUUCUAUGUCCUUUGAUUUUGCGAGGUCAUCCGGAGGAGGUAGUGGCACACCGAGCCACGGAGGCCGAGGAGCACCCCGAGGAGCACCCCGAGGAGGACCCCGAGGAGCACCCCGAGGAGGAACCCGACCUGACCCUGAAGACCCCCCCGUGAACCCAGAUGAGUUUCUUGUUGAUGAUGAAGAUGAAGAAGAAGAAGAAAAUCCAGAUUUUUUUCAUAAUGGAGUCCCACGAAGGGACAUGUAAUCAUCAUACAUUUGUACUUUGUUGUUUGUCAAAACAUUUAAAAGUUUG
This is a messenger RNA of Cuscuta epithymum, 918 nucleotides long. Lineage: Eukaryota; Viridiplantae; Streptophyta; Magnoliopsida; Solanales; Convolvulaceae. The record is from the annotation of a GenBank genome assembly.